Messenger RNA from Microbotryum saponariae, 1028 nucleotides. Lineage: Eukaryota; Fungi; Basidiomycota; Microbotryomycetes; Microbotryales; Microbotryaceae. The record is from the annotation of a GenBank genome assembly.
AUGAACAUUCAAGGCGCGCUGGUCGUCGUACUAGUCGUGCCCACCACCCCGCCGCGUGACGCUCGCUCUCUCCUCCGCGACGGGCGACCAUUCGACCGCGACGAUGAUGAAGGAACCGACGCCGACGUCGACGGCUCCUCUAUCUUGUACCUCGUCUUUCAUCAAGCAGUACCCCGAACUGGACCCUCAAAACCACUGCGCGUCUUGGACCAGCACCUGCGCGAGAGCGGCGGCUCGUGUAGCCUCACUCAGGCGCUGCACGACCACUUUAACUCGACCACCAAUGGCCACAGCCACGGCUACGGCCACGGCACCGGCAAUGGUCUCAAUGGGCGCUCGAGUAGGAUCGCCACGCCCUUGAUGACCCUCCUCUCUCACCUGCUGGAUCAUUUGGCGCUCUCUGUGAGUUCGAGUUGGCUCGCUCGCGAUUCUCCCACCCCGACGCCGAGCGACUGCCGACUGAUUCCGAGCUGAACCUCUCUUUGCCUUGCUUGUGCAGACCCCGAACCUCCCCACCUCUCUCGACCGAGUUCACCUCAUCGCUCUUCGUUCGUUUCUCUGCCUCCUGCGCUGUCCAAGACGAACUCGAUCGAGGAUGAACACGGUCACCAUGCGUUGCCGACAACCCAGUUGAUGGGCAAGCUGUCAAUUGUCGUCGUCGAGGCCAAGAACCUGCGAGUCGAGUCGGGCAAGGAGAAGCCCUACGUCUUGUUGCAGGUGAGUAUACAUAUACUUGGUCCUAUACUCUAAUUCGUGCUCAUCAUGUUCCACGGUUUGGCACGCGCUGCACCUGCCUCCUUUAGUACGACCGAACGGACUCGGUCGGCCGAGAAUACGGAGCCCCACCACCGAACGCGAAGCCGCUGCUCGGCGUCCCGAAGCGUGGUGGGGGCAUCAACCGCCUCAACGGACAUCCUCAGGGCCUUGAUGGCAAGGGUCUUAACAGUGUACGACGCGUCGGGAGCAACAGCAACGGCUCUGACCCGUACGACCCAACUUCCCCCUCGGCGCGCGGCCUCCGAAGUUGA